Molecule: messenger RNA, 4606 nt
Organism: Papaver somniferum (opium poppy)
Lineage: Eukaryota; Viridiplantae; Streptophyta; Magnoliopsida; Ranunculales; Papaveraceae
Product: pentatricopeptide repeat-containing protein At1g73400, mitochondrial-like
Exons: 3
Coding region: 1582-3264 (560 amino acids)
Molecular function (GO): protein binding
Source: RefSeq, a predicted model, not a curated record
CAAUACGGACCUUUAGACAGGUGACGACUGUGAUGGUGUGUAACUUUCCUUUCCCUCUAAAAAGCCCUUUUGUGAUCCCAAAUAUUAAUCUUGGUUUAGAAAAGAAAAAAGAAAACCGAAAACGAAGAACACAUGAGACUCUGAGACAUUCAAGGCAGCUAAAAGUAACUAAAGUUGGGAUGAAAUGCAUAAGGUUGGUCCGCCAUACAUCCCUUCCAUGGAAACUUAGUAGCGGCAAAAGUAUUGGUGUUGCAAUUGAACCAGAUGGUUCACGAACAUUCAUAAACGUAACAGUAUCACCAGACCACAUAUGAACUGGAUAACCACCUCUACCAUUUUGAUGCAUCAUUGUAAUAUUUCCUUUUCCAAAUUGGAUCGGUGGUGGAGUAAUUCUCCAAUGUCCAGAUUUCCAUAGAUUUCUUCGUCGAAUACAGAAUUCCAAGCUCUCCAUUGCAAUCCACUGCAAAGCUAGAGUGCUCCUCUGUUAAUUUUUUUCAUCUCCUCUGUGAUUUUGAUGACUGCCCAUUUAUCCUGAUCAACAUGAUAGACAAAUACUUGAUUGUAGCUUGUUAGACAAAUUCUCCAUUCUCGUGUUGCUGGUUCACAAACAUAGUAAACUGGAAUCCGGCAAGUUGGAACCCGGCGCCGGCCGGAAUUGAUAGCUUUACCGAUACAACAAAAUAAUGAACCAUAUUGAGAUGAACAUCCGAUAUGGAUAUAUUCUGUUGUCGGUAAGAAAUCAAGAGAAGGAGAUGCAAUUUGAGGCGCGUGUUGCUGAUUUUGAUCAUCGAUGUUGGGGAUGAACCGGAAAGUGCAACAGUUCUGCCUGUCUACGCACUCAAUGAUGUAACCUGAUGCGGUAGUUCUCUGGGAAUGGAUUUGUUGAAACUUUUGAUCACAGACGAUGAGUUUAUGCCAAUCUUUGCAAACCCAUUGACAUUGGCGUAGGAGGUUACCCAAAUUUACUCUGAUUAAAAUCUCAUAAAUUGCAUCAGAUGGCAACUUUUCAAUUUCCUGUACUACUACUUGACAUUCAUCUUCGUCCUUAUCUCCCACAGAUUGCUUCAAUUCCAUCGAUCAGAAGCUUUGGUUUCUCCACUAUGCAGAUAGAUAGGGUGAUCAAAAACAGGAUCUCAGGAAUUUAGAGGGGGGUGAUUGCAGAGAUUUCAGAAUCGAAUCGGUCACUCAUGAGUCACGAAGGCUCGAAGCUUUGAACAAAACAAUUUUCGGGGUAUUAAACGUUUAGGGCUUGCCAACUUUUUGGAAGAGUGAUAUUGACUGACACGAGUUACUUUAGGGGGCGUCUAUAAUUUCCACUUGAAAACUGGAACAAGAUCAACUGCUCCAGCGGUCUAGCCAUUAUAAUGAUUUUUUAGGGUUCUUUUUUUCCAACCCAGUAACAGCCUUUACAAAAAGCAGAUAGAUCUAAAGAACAAUCGGAGGGAAAUUCCGAUUAGCCGGCAAAAUAUUCUGUCAUUCUCUUAAGAAUACCGUCUAACCGAAACCCAAUUUGUAGUUUCUGUAGUCCAUUUUUGUUCUCAUUUUUCUUUUUCUUUUUUGAGAUUUCUGUAGAAUUUUCCAAUGCCUCGAAUUUCAUUCAUUUCUGCAAUUAGGAAAUCUUCGAGUCUUGUAAAAGCUCCAUUUUUGAUUCAUUUAUCUACUUCCUUGAUAAACCCAAGCUUAAAUUCAUCACCACAUCAAUAUACUCCAGGUUCAGAGAAUGUAGUUUUUCCAAUUCCAGUUUCUAAUCUAUGUGUAUUGCAUUUCCCGUCCUCGACCCGGUAUUGCUCUACCUGUCCAUCUUCUACAGGAACUCAAGAACUGACCCAAAAUGUGGAUUCAGAACAAAUAUAUAAUGUGAUUGUGGAGAAUUGUAAUGCAGAUAAAAGUAUGGAAAGUGCUCUUGAGGUGCUCGAUGUUAGGUUAACUGCUGAAUUAGUCGGCGACAUUCUGUCGAAGCUUUGGUACGAGGAGAAAAUAGCAUUCAGAUUCUUCACAUGGGCUGGUAAACAAGAAGGUUAUAUGCAUGAAAGUAAGACUUAUGAUGAAAUGAUUGAUAUACUAUCUAGUACUAAAUAUAAAGUUAAGCAGUUUAGAAUUGUUUGUGAUUUACUUGAAUAUAUGAAGAGAAAGGGUAGGAAUUCGGUGCCGGUUGAGAUUCUAAUUGAUAUUUUGAGAAAAUAUACUGAAAAAUACUUAAGUCGAGUUCAGAAGUGUAGAAAGAAGAAGAAAGUGAGAGUGAGAACACAACCUGAGAUCAAUGCCUUUAACUUGUUAUUGGAUUCUUUAUGCAAGUGUUGCUUAGUUGAGGAAGCUGAAACCUUGUUUACGAGGUUAAAAAAGAAGGUUACUCCUGAUGCAACUACAUAUAACAUAUUGUUUUUUGGGUGGUGUAGAGUGAGAAACCCGAGUAGAGGAAUGAAGGUAUUGGAGGAGAUGAUUGGUAUGGGUCAUAAACCUGAGAAUUUUACUUAUACUACUGCCAUUGAUGCAUAUUGCAGAGCGGGGUUAUUGUCAGAGGCGGCUGCACUUUUUGAUUUCAUGAGAACAAAAGGUUCUACAAUGUCUUCUCCUACUGCAAAAACUUAUGCUAUUAUGAUUGUAGCAUUUGCUAAUUAUGAUAGAAUGGAUGAGUGCUUUAAGCUUAUAAUGGAUAUGAUAGCUUGUGGUUGCUUACCCGAUGUUUCAACGUAUAAGGAAGUCAUUGAGGGACUUUGUCUAGCUGGGAAGUUUGAGGAAGCAUAUAAGUUUCUGGAAGAAAUGGGUAAUAAAGGUUACCCAGCGGAUAUUGUUACCUACAAUUGUUUUCUUAAGGUUCUUUGUGACCUUAAGAAUGCAGAAGAAACUCUUAAACUAUAUGGAAGAAUGACUGAGGUGGGAUGUAUUCCUAGUGUCCAUACUUUUAAUAUGAUGAUCGCAAUGUUCUUCGAGAUGGGUCAACCAGAUGGGGCAUUUGAGGCAUGGGAUGAGAUGGAAAAAAGGGGCUGCAAACCGGAUAUAGAUACUUAUUGCGUGAUGAUUGAAGGUUUAUUUGGUUGUGGCAAGACAGAAGAUGCUUGUUUUCUUUUGGGAAAUGUUGUGAACAAAGGGAUGCAGCUGCCAUAUAGGAAAUUUGAUUCUUUGCUGAUGAAGCUCUCAGAAACAGGUGAUCUCCAAGGCAUCCAUAGACUUUCAGAGUAUAUGAGAGGCUUCUAUAAUCCUUCUAUGGCGAGGCGUUUCGCCGCAAGUCAGAAACGUAUGAGCACAAGUUUAAGAAGAAAGUAGAUUGGCUACAAAUGAAAACUUCUACAAAGGCCGCAGUUGUACGUGUAACCUAAUGCUUGGCUGUGCAUUCAAUUUUCUGAAGUUAUUCAGUGAUUGCUGAUUUCCUGCAAAAUAUUGAACAUACAACACAAAGUUCAUUAUUACCCUGAGAAUCAAGUGCCUUCCUCGUGGCGAAGAAUUUGGGUAGGCAGCUGCUAAAACAUGUCUGAAUUGAUGACUCAAAGUGGACUUCUUACUAAGACACUGCAGAUGGCGUACACUGAAGACAUCACGAGUUGGUAAAUACCUUUGUGGGGCUUUAAUACCCAUCUGGAAUCAAAUUAAUGAUUGGUUUUUGUUGUGAUUCACAAAUGAUGGAUUCUGAACAAUAGAAUUACCUGCUUUUGAUGAGAACAGUAUAAUUCAGGAUCAGUAGUAUAUCCCCAUUAAUAUCGGUUUGGACUUGACUAGAUAUAUUUACUUGGUAGCGACAUCUGGGUCCCAAAGGCAGCAUAGAGGGGUCUGGCUAUAUCUGUUGUUAAUCUCAACAUAGCGACUUCCCACGGUAGGUUAGUGCUUCUGCUUCAUUUUUGCUCUUUUAUCUUCUUCUUAAUCUUUUUCUAAUUUGCAGUACAUAGAAUUUUGAUUCAAGCCAUUCAAUCUUUUGCUGAAUUGGGAAACGAAAAUGAUGGGUACACCGAGCAAAUUGUACCGAGCUGGUACCGUGUGAGAAGGGGGUGGGCCCCACUCCUGCCCCACUCUCCCAUCCCAAUGUUGAGAGGCAUGCCAGGACCGUCCGAUCCCCUCUCGGUGUCCAUCUCGGUACUCCUGCUCGGUGAGCCUCAAUAACACGGAUGAAGCACAAAAAACCUGGAGUUCAGCUCCAGCAAUAUAAACCUGCAGUUCAGUUCCAGCAAUAUGGGGUUAAAGAAGAGACUAAUAUGUUCUAAUAGUUCCCGUUCAGACUUUUGGUGAAGAACACUAAUAUCACAUUGUGCAGUCUAUGCAAAGUUUGUUAUAUGAAGUUAUAAUACUUGAGAUCUUAACUAGAGUGUCCCUUGGUAGUCUUCUGUGAGAAUUUUGUCGGGUUUGCAAAGAUUGGCAAAAACUCAUUCACUAGAGUAAUUUCCAGCUCAUCCACUUUCAGCGGACUCUAAAUCAUGUUACUCCAGCAGAUUAUUGUAUCAAUUUCUUCCCAUGCAAUGUUGAUCUCAGCAGCUUCCGCGUUAAAUCUCUGUACUCCAUUUUCCACUUCGUUUCUUCAAAUAAUGAUGAUGCGUUAUAUGGGUUGGAGGCCAGAGGACACAAUUGACACCACGACCACCACUAAGGCACCAAUCCAACUGCCAGCAAACACUGUUCC